AUGCAACACACUCUAGACAACUCGCUCCAAAAGACUACCAAGACCUGGCGGUCCACAAAGGCCACCGCUAACGAGAAAAUCCGAGAGGUCGAGCAUCAGGUUGCAGAGACCUGGGAUACUGCGUCUAGGGCGGCGAUUGAGGGUGCAAAACGGUUGUUGCGGUUUGAGGAGUUGCCCGAGGAGUGGCAGAUGAAUCCGUAUAUUCUUACUGGUUACCGCUUCUUAUCCUCAAAGCGCCAAUGCCUCAAAAGCAUCUUCCACAUCCACAACGAGACCUGCAACAUCUGGACCCACAUGCUCGGCCUCCUCGGCCUCAUCUUCCUCUCCCUCCACAUCCACACCACCGUCCUCGGCAAAUCCCCAACAACAACCCUCUACGACCAUCUCGUCUUCUUAUUCUUCUUCUUUGCAGCAGCGGAAUGUCUCAUCUCUUCAACCCUCUACCACACUUUUUUGUGCCAUUCCCGACUCACCGUCAUGCGUUGCGCCGCCACAUUCGACUAUAUCGGAAUCGGUGUCCUGAUCACAGCCUCCGUGAUGGCGACACUGCACUAUGGAUUCUUUUGUGACACGACCGAACGUUGGAUGUUCCUGUCCUUCUCGGGUGGGAUGGGAAUCGUAGGAUGCAUCAUCCCCUUCUACCCAAAAUUCGACCUCCCUUCCUUCCGCUACUUCCGAAUCUUUAUCUUUCUCGGCAUGGCCUGCUCGGGUAUUCUCCCACUCGCCUAUGCAGGCCACCAAAAGGGUUGGGCCCCGACCUUGCACUUCAUUCAACCUUUCGUCAAAUCUGGACUAGCAUACUUGACAGGGCUGGUGUUUUAUGGACAUCAGUUCCCGGAGAGACAGUUCCCCGGAUGGUUUGAUCGAUGGGGCCAUUCGCAUCAGUUGUGGCAUGUUGCGAACUAG
This is a messenger RNA of Linnemannia hyalina, 906 nucleotides long. Lineage: Eukaryota; Fungi; Mortierellomycota; Mortierellomycetes; Mortierellales; Mortierellaceae. The record is from the annotation of a GenBank genome assembly.